UUCCAGGCGACCAUGAAGAUCUUCAAGUUCCGGCUGAGAAGCUUCGCCCUCCUGACGCUGGUGCUGACACUCACGCUCUUCCUCCUGAACCUGUCGCCCUCCGCCGUCAGCCAACACUUCUUCCGGGUGUCAGCGACGCACGGCCUUCCGUCGGCGAAUAAUCAGUCCAAAACAGAACCAGCGGGAGCGUUAAGUAAGAGAGUGUAUUCGGAUCCCUUCAAGGAGUACGACCUGCGAGUCAGCCAGGCGGCGUCGCAAGGGGAGAAGGACGCCGUGAAUUCCAGCCGACAGGGCGCCGGGGAAGGAGGUCCUGGAGACGAGGCAGCCCAGGAGGACGCGAAGAACCAACGAGAACCGAAGGGAAACGACACGGGUGAUCCGGGAGAUCGCACGGGGGAGAAACAGGAACGAAACCCGAGCUCGCGAAACGGCGAAGCUUCGAAGACGAACAGCUCGAGGAGAAUCGACGAGGCGGGAGGUUCGUACGUGCGACAGGGCAUUGCAGACGGCGAGGAGCACGACUCCUACGUGCAGGACUACCCCGACUACACCCCGGCAGAGUUCGUCGAGGUCCUGAAGACGAAGCUCUCCUCCAGAGUCAAGAAGCCCGCAAGAAUCUCCGGCAAGGGGCGUGACGCGAGACCUCCGCCCAAUGAGAAGUUCUCCCGCGAGGUGCUGAAGGAGAGGGCGCUCGGGUUUCCCGAGAAGUCGCCCUUGCGGAAGUUCCUGACUGAGCAGGAGCGGCGAGUCAGCCACGUGAGGGCGACGUGUCCUCACCUGGCUGUUCCCAACACCUCCUUCGACUCCCGCGGGCCGCCGCCCGGCCUCGUGGAUAUACACAAUCUUAUUUUCGACAGAAUAAACCUCCUGACGUUCUGCCCGGUGUACAAGGCCGCCAGCACCUCCUGGACCAUCACCCUCCUCGAAAUCGGCGGCUACAAGCGCGCCAAGAACAUUCCCUUGCAGAAACUCGUCAGCCAAGUGUACCCCAAGAUAUCGAAUCUCGCUGGACCCGCGGUAGCCCGGAGGACGACCAAGUUCAUGAUCGUCCGCCACCCCUUCGAGCGCCUCCUCUCCUGCUUCAGAGACAAGUUCGAGUACGGGAAGAAAUCCUAUUACUACAAGCGCUACGGCGAGAAAAUGGUCCGGCGCUAUAGGGAGUUCCCCAAGUACAUCAGCGAGGGACAGCUCGGCCUCCUACAAGAACAAGUCCGGAACAAGGUGAUGGCGGGGCUGCCCGUGGUCCUGAGAAACAAUCCUUUCGCCAGUCCCGUGGGUCCGACCUUCCUCGAGUUCGUCCAGUACGUGGUCGACGUUAAGUUUGAGGACGAGCACUGGAGGACCUACUACAGCCACUGCUCGCCGUGUCUUAUGGAUUAUGACUUCGUCCUCAGGUUCGAAUCCCUCUACCAGGAAGGGAAGCAGUUUCUGGAGUACCUCAACCGCACUUCGCAAGUUCAGCCGAGAUGGGACAACCCCACCUCAGGGGGCGCCACCAACAGCGAAAUCGUGUGUUCCUAUUACUCCCAGUUACCCUUCGACCUCAUGCAGAAAUUGGCCGAUAAAUACGAGAACGAUUUUCUGUUAUUCGAGUAUAAACCUGAUUCGUAUUUCGAGUGUGCUAAGGACUUCGUUCCGGGAAAGAAAGGGACGUAAUAAAUAUUUCGAUUUUUUUUUUUUUUU
This is a messenger RNA of Penaeus indicus, 1683 nucleotides long. RefSeq names its product carbohydrate sulfotransferase 12-like. Gene Ontology annotation, cellular component: membrane. The transcript is spliced from 6 exons. The record is from RefSeq and is a predicted model, not a curated record. Lineage: Eukaryota; Metazoa; Arthropoda; Malacostraca; Decapoda; Penaeidae. Gene Ontology annotation, molecular function: sulfotransferase activity. The coding region runs from base 13 to 1656 and encodes 547 amino acids. Gene Ontology annotation, biological process: carbohydrate biosynthetic process.